Messenger RNA from Medicago truncatula (barrel medic), 3642 nucleotides. Its product is annotated as TMV resistance protein N. The transcript is spliced from 6 exons. The coding region runs from base 33 to 3278 and encodes 1081 amino acids. NCBI's taxonomy places the organism in Eukaryota, Viridiplantae, Streptophyta, Magnoliopsida, Fabales, Fabaceae. Gene Ontology annotation, biological process: defense response; signal transduction. The record is from RefSeq and is a predicted model, not a curated record. Gene Ontology annotation, molecular function: ADP binding; ATP hydrolysis activity.
ACUCCAACGUACUCUCACUAUCAUUUCCUCUCAUGGCUAUGCAACCACCUUCUUCUACUUCUUCCUCCGGCCUCUCUAAUAAUUUCAGCUAUGACGUGUUCAUUAGUUUCAGGGGUACCGACACUCGACACGGUUUCACCGGUAAUCUCUAUAAAGCUCUUUGUGACAAAGGAAUCCGAACCUUCAUUGAUGACAAGGAGCUUCAGAGAGGUGACGAAAUCACAUCUUCGCUCCACAAGAAAAUUGAAGACUCGAGGAUUUCUGUUAUUGUAUUCUCAGAGAACUAUGCUACUUCUUCAUUUUGUUUGGACGAACUUGUCCACAUCACUCAUUGCUCCAAGGAAAAAGGUCGCCUUGUUCUACCUGUUUUCUAUGGCGUUGAACCUUCUCACUUGCGACAUCUGAACAACAACAGUUAUGGUGAAGCGCUUGCUAAGCAUGAAGAGAGGUUUCAAAAUAACAAGGAAAACAUGGAGCGGUUGCAGAAAUGGAAGAUAGCUCUUAACCAAGCUGCUAACUUAUCUGGCUAUCAUUAUAGUCCUUCUGAAUAUGAAUACAAGUUUAUUGAGAAGAUAGUUGAAGACAUCUCAAACAAGACGAAUCGUGAUUUUUUACAUGUUGCCAAACACCCUGUUGGAUUACAUACCCAAAUACAACAAGUAAAAUUGCUUCUUGACAAGGGAUCUAAGGAAGAGGUCCACAUGGUAGGACUUCAUGGAGCUGGAGGCAUGGGUAAAUCAACACUUGCAAAAGCAAUUUUUAAUUUCAUUGCUGAUCAGUUUGAAGGUUCAUAUUUUCUAGAAGAUGUGAAAGAGAAUUCAACUUUAAAUAACUUGAAACACCUGCAGGAAAAGAUCCUUAUGAAAACGGUUAGAUUAGACGAUAAGUUAGGAGGUGUUAGUGAGGGGAUUACAAAGAUAAAAAAAAUGCUAUGUCAAAAGAAGAUUCUUUUGAUUCUUGAUGAUGUUGACAAACUAGAGCAGCUAGAGGCUUUGGCUGGAGGACUUGAUUGGUUUGGUGGUGGAAGUAGAGUCAUCAUUACGACUCGAAACAGACAGUUACUAACCUAUCAUGGGAUAGAAAGAUUGCAUCACGUAAGCGGUCUAUAUGACGAAGAAGCUCAUAAAUUGUUGAGGUUGAUGGCAUUUAAAAAUGGUGAAGUUCCUUCAAGUUAUGAAGGCAUUUUUAAUCGUGCACUUACUUAUGUUUCUGGCCUUCCAUUAGCUAUAGUAACAAUAGGGUCCAAUUUGUUUGGAAGGAGUGUAGAAGAUUGGGAACGUAUAUUAGAUGAGUAUGAAAAGAUUCCCAAUAAAGAGAUCCAAAGGAUACUUAAAGUCAGCUAUGAUGCUCUGGAGGAAAAGGAGAAGAGUGUCUUUCUAGACAUUGCUUGUUGCUUCAAAGGGUGUAAAUGGACAAAGGUCAAAGAUAUACUUCAUGCCCAUUAUGGCCAUUGCAUAAAACAUCAUGUUGAAGUGUUGGCCGAAAAAUCUCUCAUUAACCACCGGGAAAAUGAUAGUUAUAUGAGAUUACAUGACUUGAUAGAGGAUAUGGGUAGAGAAGUUGUCCGACAAGAAUCACCCGACAAUCCUGGGGAACGCAGUAGGUUGUGGUUUCACGAUGAUAUAGUUCAAGUUCUAAAAGAAAAUAUCGGAACUUGGAAAAUUGAAAUGAUAUAUUUGAAGUGUCCCUCAGUGGAAAAUGUAAUAAAGUGGAGUGGAAAGGCCUUCACGAAGAUGAAAAAUCUCAAAACAUUUAUCAUUGAAAAUGGCCAUUUUUCUAAAGGUCCCAAUUAUCUUCCAAGUAGUUUGAGAUUUUGGAAAUGGAAAGGAUAUCCUUCAGCAUCUCUAUUAUGUGUUUUGAACAAGACGUUCGAGAAGAUGAAAAUUUUGAAAAUUGAUAAUUGUGAAUACUUAACAAAUAUACCCGACGUCUCGUGUCUCCCAAAUUUAGAAAAAAUUUCAUUCAAAAAUUGCAAGAGUUUAGUUACAAUUCAUGAUUCUAUUGGGUUCCUAAGUCAACUUCAAAUCUUGAAUGCUGCGGAUUGUAACAAGCUAUUGAGUUUUCCUCCCUUAAAGUUGAAAUCUCUUCGUAAGUUGAAACUUUCCGGUUGUACAAGUCUCAAGAAAUUUCCAGAAAUAUUGGGCAAGAUGGAAAAUAUCAAGAAGAUUAUUUUGAGAAAAACUGGCAUAGAAGAAUUGCCCUUUUCAUUUAAUAAUCUUACUAGACUCACUGAUUUAACUAUAGAGGGAUGUGGAAUACUUAAGUUGCCAACUAGCAUUCUCAUGAUGUCAAAUUUGUUCGAAGUUACGGUUUCGGGUUAUACUCAGUUAUUAUCAAAACCUGAUGAUAAAUUGAGUUCCACGUUGUCCGCAAAUGUGAAUGUUCUUUGCCUUAAUGCAAGCAAUGAUGAAUUUCUAACAAUAGCUCUGAUGUGGUUUUCGAAUGUUGAAACCUUACACCUGUCGGGUAGCAAUAUUAAAAUUCUUCCUGAAAGCCUAAAAAACUGCCUCUCUAUUAAGUGCAUUGAUUUGUAUGGUUGUGGAACUCUAGAAGAAAUUAGAGGAAUUCCGCCAAAUCUAGAAGCAUUGUCUGCAUUGCGGUGCAAAUCACUAACUUCAUCAAGUAAAAGAAUGCUAAUGAGUCAGGAGCUGCAUGAGUCUGGAAGCAUCGAGUGUUGUUUUCCAUCAAUACUAAAUGAGAGAAUUCCAGAGUGGUUUGAGCACCAAACAAACAAAUCAAUUUCUUUUUCGUUCCGUAACAACCUCCCUUCCUUAGUUUUCUUAUUUUCUUCAAAACUGGUUAGCGACAUGUACCCUUCUAUAAGAGUCUAUUUGAUUAUCAAUGAUAAUGUAUAUAACUCUAGAAUUGGUUUGGUACCGGGUCAUACAUAUCUAUUUCCUUUUAAAGUGCAAGACUGGUACUUAGAAGAAUACCAAAAAUUGAAAUCUAUGCUGGACGAAGCACUUUUGAAAAAUGAAUGGAUUCAUGCUGAAGUUAGGUUUUGCGAUUGGGGAAAAGAGUAUGUUGUAGAAAGUGGAAUCCACGUAAUCAAACAUUUGACUAACAUGGAUGAUUUUCAAUUCACUGAUUCUUUGUUACGCAAAAAUAAAAUAUCAGAUGAAUAUCUCAAGAGCUCACGGUCAGUUAUGAAAUUACUGAAUGAUGAAGACAUAUCAGCAACACCUCCCAGAUACCGAGUCUUAAAGACAAUGAUCAGUCAACCUCCAUAUGUGGUAACUUCUUCUGAAAAAGACCUCAACUUCUGUGCAAUCAUGUGAACUUCCAUGUAAGAAAAUAAGCAAGAGUUGGUAAAUAUUUUGAUACCCAAACAUGGUUAAUUACUAUCUCUUAUCAAUGAUGUGAACUUUCAUUUCAGAAAAUUGGAUGCUUAGUUCAUGUUUUAAAUAUUUCAAUUCAUGUGUUUGGUUAUUCAUUACAAUAACAUUACAUUAUGGUAUUCCAAUUAAUGUAUGUAGUAUUUCAAACCAAGUUUAGCUUCAUUAAUGCUUAUCUCAUUUAAAUUUAUAUCCAACCAACACAAUACUUGAUGCUAGAAACAGCGGCAUCAUAGGAAUACAUUCAAUGUGAGGGGGUUGAAAUUCUCUACUCUAUUUUUUACUUGAACUUAUUUAGUUGGAGCCU